Molecule: messenger RNA, 1698 nt
Organism: Dentiscutata erythropus
Lineage: Eukaryota; Fungi; Glomeromycota; Glomeromycetes; Diversisporales; Gigasporaceae
Source: the annotation of a GenBank genome assembly
AUGGAUUCCUGUGAAACAAGUGAUGUCGAAUGGAAUGAUCCUGAUAAUACAUAUGUUUGUCUAGAUAGCGAUUUCAGUUUGGCAACUGAUAAUGUUAGUGAGACGUCUUUAGUAUCUAAUAUCAAUGAUGAUAAUAGUUAUAAGUUCCUUUUUAAUUAUGAAGCAUUUCAAAAAACUCAUGAAAGUAUACAUUAUAUUGAUGAUGAUGUUACUACGAAUGACAUAAAGGAUGAUUCAUCAUUUAUAAGUUCAGAAAGAAAUAGCAACGAUUUUAAUGCACAAGAAGAGGAUUAUGAAAUUGAUGAUAUUUUAUUAAGAUUCAUUUGUUCUAAAUGUUUUCAAAGCGAAGGAGGUCAUCUGUUUGAGAGAAAAGGAACUGGUGUUAAAAGCUAUACUUGCCAUGACCAGCACGUUGAUGAAAAUAAAAAUGCACUUAUUUUACUUGGACGAUGGUUAACUGCUAUUGCAGAAUCUAAUGAUGAAGAAUUAAAGCAAGAUACUUUGAAUGAAAUGACCGUAGUUCUUAGUAAAGCAUAUCACCCAACAACUAAAAAUGAUAAACGAAAUAUUACAAAUCAACUAACACUAAUGCCUAGCCUAUUGUUGAUAAAAACAAUUAUGCAACUUAGAAAGGUUAAAAUCAAUAGGUUGAAAGAUGACUAUCAAUUAGAAAAAUUAUUAAUUUCAGAGGAUCAAAGCAAUAAACUUGGUGAGGCGUUUAGGCGUGCUAUAUGGAAUGUACGAUCAAAUAUAAUUCAAAAUAAAACAGUACUCAAGUCUCCUGAAUCGUUUGACCAGUAUCGUAAUGGAUUUCCGAAUUUUCUUAGAAAUUUUUUUGAUAGCUUUAUAACCUUCAUACAAAAAAAAAAAUAUCAAAUUUGUUUGAAGAAGCAAAAACAGCGAAAAGGUAAAAUUGAAGAAUUUGAUAGUUUGCCAAUUCCUCUAGAGAAAAUUUUUGCUAAAGCAAAAGCUUCACCGAAAGACUAUUUAUUUAAAAUUGGUACUUCAAUAUUUACAAAUCAAAUGAAUCUGGAAUUUGAAAAUACAUUUCAUAGUUUAUCAACACGUGAUGAAAAAGAACUUGACAUUGAUAAAGUAUUCGAAGAAUUAAUCAAACGUAUAGCGAUAAAACCAGGUUGUCAAGCAUUUACCCAACAAAAUUUUACUGAAUUAUUUAAAAAUGCAACUGAGUAUAUGGCAGAAGGAUUUAACAACCUUUUUACUUGUUAUAACCUUGGUAUUGAAAGAUUAAAAAAUAUUCAUUCUCAAGAAAUUACAAAAGAAAUUCCCUAUACUACUAAAGGACGAAGAGAAAAAAAUGUACGAACUAACAUGAUUAGUCAACAGAUUAAGACAGAAAAGCAUCGCAAAGAGAUUGAAAAACUAACCCGAUCACUUCAAAAAAAAGAACGUCAAGCAGAACCACACAACAACUUUACUAAUGAAAAAGUAGAAAACGUGGCUAAAAGAAAACGACGACAUCUGACAAAAUCAGAACAAGAAAUUUUUGCAAAAUUAAUUGAACUCAAUGAAUUAUCAGCAGAAGAGAUAUCAAGGGUAUUUGUAGAAAUUUGUACUUUACCAGAUACGAAGCCUGAAGAUUGGGACAUAAAAAGGAUUCGAAGUAUUUGGGGUCGAAAAAAAUCUGCAAAAAAAAAAAAGCAGAAUCUCAAUUUAAGCAAAAGCGUGAUUAGUUAA